Molecule: messenger RNA, 1336 nt
Organism: Carya illinoinensis
Lineage: Eukaryota; Viridiplantae; Streptophyta; Magnoliopsida; Fagales; Juglandaceae
Product: inositol oxygenase 4-like
Exons: 11
Coding region: 114-1031 (305 amino acids)
Biological process (GO): inositol catabolic process
Cellular component (GO): cytoplasm
Molecular function (GO): inositol oxygenase activity; iron ion binding
Source: RefSeq, a predicted model, not a curated record
CUCUUUGACAUGAGCUUGCCAUCCACAACCAAAAGUAGGACUUUUUACUUGUUUAUAUAUUGAUCUGUCUGAUUGCUCUGAGUUACAUUAGUUGCUUGAAUUUUGGAAGAAAAAUGACCAUCCUCGUUGAGAAGCCUGUGCUUGCACUGGAGCCCAAAGAUGUGUCAAACAAAGACGAUUCUGAGAAAGAAAUGGUAGCAAAGAAUGGAUUCUUCGCACCAGAAAUCAAUUCAUUCGGAAACUCAUUCAGGGACUAUAAUGCAGAAAGUGCAAGGCAAAGCACGGUCGAGGAGUUCUACAGGUUGCAGCACAUUAACCAAACAUAUAAUUUUGUGAAGAGGAUGAGAGCAGAGUAUGCUAAGCUGAAUAGAAUGGAAAUGGGGAUAUGGGAAUGUUGUGAGCUCCUCAACGAGGUGGUGGAUGAUAGUGAUCCUGACUUGGACGAACCACAAAUUAUGCACUUGUUACAAACGGCUGAAGCAAUUAGAAAAGAUUAUCCCGAUGAAGAUUGGCUGCAUCUCACUGCCUUAAUUCAUGACCUUGGAAAAGUUCUUCUCCUUCCUCAAUUUGGAGGACUUCCUCAAUGGGCUGUUGUGGGGGAUACAUUCCCUCUUGGAUGUGCUUUUGACGAUUCAAUUGUCCACAACAAGUAUUUCAAGGAAAAUCCAGAUUACAACAACCCAGCUUACAAUACCAAAUACGGAAUUUACUCUCAAGGAUGUGGACUGGACAAUGUAAUGAUAUCAUGGGGGCAUGAUGACUACAUGUACUUGGUGGCUAAACAGAAUGGGACAACUCUACCUCCAGCCGCAUUGUUCAUUAUUCGAUUCCACUCAUUUUACCCUUUACAUACGGCGGGAGCGUAUAAGCACCUACUCAACGAUGAGGAUGCCAAGAGUCUAAACUGGCUUCAUAUAUUCAACAAAUACGACCUCUACAGUAAGAGCAAAGAUAAGAUUGAUAUUGAGAAAGUAAAGCCAUAUUACAUGUCCCUCAUUGAAAAGUAUUUUCCGGCAAAACUCAAGUGGUGAACUUGGAUAUAUUCAGCAUGCUGGAUUCUAGAAAUGGCAAUGGUGGCCGCCGCCGAUAUAUAUAUAUAUAUAUAUAUAUUUAUGUGUGUGUAAUAUAUAUAUUAUGUUUAUAUACACACGCUACAUUAAUUUGUAGUUCUUUGAUGUGUAUGCACAUAAAUAAAGGAUACUAUGGGAGGAUCAUGUCCUCUUUUCAGUUUGUUUGAAAAGAUAUUUACUACAAUUAUAAUAUGUUUUUUCUAUUACUGUAAUGCACGCGUUGCUCUGUAACCAAAAAGAAAUGUACAAGUAAAUCAUUUCUGUUU